AUUAUUUGCGGGUGCCAAGAAUCCAGCGCGGGGGGGCGGGGUAACCUGGAUUAAAAUCUUGUUGACGCUCCUGCGAAAGAACACCAACGAGCUACUUGUUAUGCAACCCAUCGCAUUUACUGGUAGGGUAUCCUGCACAAAUAAAUGACGUAACGAUUCCCGUUAAGUGCAAGGGGCAUGUACUGUAAAUAUAUUCUCCUGUAUCGCGUUUGGAUAGGGAAACGUUUCACGAACUUGAGCUCGGACACAGCCAUGUUCCAGCUGCUGCUUCUUCCCUUCCUGCUGCAGGCUGCAGGCACGGGCGGCGCAGACGUAUUGGAUUACCUGGUGACUGUCACCUCGCAAACCGUGAGCGGAAGCACAGAGACAGUAUGCGUCCACCUGGAGUCUCAGAUGCCUGUGACGUUCAACAUCUCACUGCUGAUGGAGGGUGACGACACUGUCGUCUUAAUGGAGGAGGUGGCAGCUCACCCUGUCUUCCGCUGCGUGCCUUUCCAGGUUCCUGCUGUGUCCUCUCCCAGAGUAGCCACCUUACGUGCCACUUUCAAGGGACCCACUGAGAUUGUAACAGAAAAUACCAAGAUCUUUAUCAUUCCGUCUGGCAGCCUCCCCAUCAUGCAGACUGACAAACCAAUCUAUAAGCCUGGACAGGAAGUCAUGUUCCGAAUUGCAACAGUGGAUUUCAGUUUUUUGCCCCUGAACCAGAAGUACCAAACUGUGGAGUUGAAGGAUCCCAACCACAAUCGUAUUGCUCAGUGGUUAAACCAGUCAGCUGCCAGCGGGAUUCUGGACUUCUCCUAUCGCCUGAGUGCUGAGUCGCCUCAGGGCAGUUAUGUCUUCACCGUCUGGGACGAAGCAGGCAGACAAGCCUCCCAGUCCUUUGAAGUGCAAGAGUAUGUUCUACCCAAGUAUGAGGUAAAAGUGCAUCUUCCUGCGUUUUUGCAUGUUCAAGACACUAAGGCAGUGCUGAAAGUUUGUGGAAAAUACACCUAUGGAAAGCCAGUCCUAGGAUCAGUUAAGGCAAAAGUGUGUCUGAAGCUCAAUCGAUGCAUGAAUCGAUGCAUGACAUACAACAUGACAACUGACAGGGGGGGAUGUGCCUCGCAAACGCUGGACAUACCUGCAUUGAGAAGAGGAGUACUUGGAAACACCCGGAAUCUGUAUGUCGAGAGUGAGUUAGAGGAGUCUGGGACAGGAGUGAUCCUGAAGGGGGAGGCCCACUCGGUGAUAUUCCGCAGCACUGACAUGGAAAAUGUGUUGUUUGAGGAGGCACCGCCCACUUUCAGACGAGGAAUCCUGUAUGAAGUCAAACUGAAAGCAGUCGGAGAGGCCCUUUCCCCAAUGGCCAAUAAGGUUGUUAACCUUCGAGUGAAUUAUGGAGCGAUAUCUGAGACCUGGAUGCAGAGAACAAACAGCGAAGGCAUUGCCUUUUUCUCACUGAACACUUCCCACUGGACGCAAGACCGUGUCAAACUCCGGGCCCGUCCCCAAACAUGCCCGUCACGGAUUUGCAUCCGUGAGAAGACUGUCAAGGCAUUUUUUUCAAAGAGCAACAGCUAUCUGAAGAUCAUGGUGGUCCAGGGGAAGCUUCCAUGUGAUCAGGAAGGACUUGUCCGGGCAAACUACAUCAUCCAGAGCACAGCACUGCAGAAGGGCCAGGAGUCACUGUACUUUUACUACUUGGUAUUUUCCAGAGGCCACCUUGUGCAGAAUGGACAGCUGGAAAUAGCAGUGAAGGAAGCAGAAGUGAACACUGGUGAGCUUACUGUCCCACUGAGGCAGAUAAGAUCCUGGGCUCCCUAUGCCCAGCUGGUGAUUUACACGCUGCUGCCCACUCAGGAGAUCGUGGCAGACAGCUACAGUGUUCCCAUCCAGAAAUGCCUGAAUAACAAGGUGUCCCUCAAGUUCCCCUCCCUCCAGCAGCUUCCAGGGGAGGAGACGUCACUGGAGCUGACGGCUCACCCGGGGUCGCUGUGUUCGUUGAGGGCCAUCGACCAGAGCAUGCUUCUGAUGGCACCAGAACAGGAGCUGACUGUGGACUGGAUGUACAGUCAGCUACCGCUGCAGAGGCUUUCAGGAUACAACUGGCGCGUGAAGGAUGACGUGAGCAGCUUCCUGUUUUACCAAAGAUCCCAUAAUGACAUAUACAGCGUCUUCAAGGAAAUUGGAGUAAAAGUCAUAACAAGUUACAUCGUGAGGACACCUGAGGUGUUGGGCAGAAGUCGAAGACCUGGCAUUAUUAUAGACCCAUCAUCAGACACAUUCAAGAAGAGGGGCAUGACCAGCAUGCUUGCCGUACAGUACGAUGAGGGGGUCGCAGAAGAACCGCCAGUGCAGACCAUCCGCACCUACUUCCCAGAGACUUGGAUCUGGGACCUGGUGCCAGUUGGAGACUCAGGUUCCGUGAAUGUGACGCACACCAUUCCAGACACCAUCACCAAAUGGGUGGCGGGGGCUUUCUGCACCUCCCCAGUGGGCUUUGGCCUGGCCCCCAGCGCCCAGCUCACUGCCUACCAGCCCUUCUUCGUGAGCCUGACGUUGCCUUACUCUGUCGUCCGGGGUGAGGUGUUCACCCUCAAAGCCUCCGUGUUCAGCUACCUCCCUAGAUGUAUCAUGGUUCAGGUGAGCCUGGCGGAGUCGGCUGAAUUCACGGCCCAAGCCUGCGAAGGCUGCAAGUACAAGCACUGUGUAUGUGAAGAAGAGAGCAGGACCUUUAGGUGGAUCCUGAAGCCUGCUGCUCUAGGUGAGGUGACCUUUGCAGUGAGUGCAGAGGCCCUGAGGACACAGGAGAUUUGUGGGAACGAGGUGGUGACCGUGCCCGAGAGGGGGCGUACAGACACGGUCGUCAGGAAGCUGCUGGUGGAGGCAGAGGGAACCAAAGAGACCGUUACCCAUAAUGCAUUGCUGUGCCCUGCAGAUGGUCCAGUAGAGAAAGACGUGUCUGUGAAACUUCCAGAAGUACAUGUCGAGGGCUCUGUCAAGGCCUUCCUUUCUGUGUUGGGUGACUUGAUGGGCCGGGCCAUGCAGAACCUCGACCGUCUGCUAGCCAUGCCUUUUGGCUGUGGGGAGCAAAACAUGGUGCUCUUUGCUCCCAACAUCUACAUCCUAAGAUAUCUGGAGACUACCAAGCAGCUGACCAAAAGGAUCCAGGAAAAGGCUGUCCGCUUCCUGGAGACUGGCUACCAGAGGGAGCUAAAUUACAAGCACAAUGAUGGAUCUUACAGUGCAUUUGGAAAGAGUGACCAGUCUGGCAACACCUGGCUCACCGCGUUUGUACUGAAGUCCUUCGGAGGGGCAGGUCCGUACAUCUUUGUGGACCCGAGACACAUCGACGAUGCUAAGCUGUGGCUACACAGGCAACAGAACAACAAUGGCUGCUUUAGGUCGGUGGGGAAGCUCUUGAACAACAGAAUGAAGGGUGGAGUCAGCGAUGAAGUGUCUCUGACUGCCUACAUCACUGCUGCUCUUCUUGAGAUAGACCGAAACGCCUCUAAUGUAGUGCUGGAGAAGAGCUUGUCUUGUCUGAGAGACGCCUCUGGCCAGCUGGAGAACCUCUACCUCACUGCCCUGCUCUCAUACACCUUCACGCUGGCUGGGGACCAUGAGAUGAGGAGCAAGUUCAUUAGCUAUCUAGCCAAGAAGGCGAAGAUCACAGGUGGUUCAUGUCAUUGGGAGCUGCCUGAUACGUCAGGGACAAAGACAGACUCCCUGGCAGUGGAAACGUCCUCCUAUGUGCUGCUGGCGCUGCUGUCUGGCCCCAUGCUUCCUGACUUUGGCCUCUCCUACGCAUCCAGCAUCGUGCGCUGGCUGAGCCUGCAGCAGAACCCAUACGGCGGCUUCUCCUCCACACAGGACACAGUGGUGGCCCUGCAGGCUCUGUCACUGUACAGCGCCACUAUCUUCAGCCCGGAGGGUGAAAGUACAGUGGUUGUGUCAUCGGCCGGUGGAUACAAGCAGGAGUUUGUAGUGAAUCAGCACAACAGGUUGCUGUACCAGGAGGACCGGCUGAUGGAAGUCCCGGGAGAGUACAGCAUCAAAGCGACAGGCCGAGGCUGCAUGUUUGUGCAGAUUGCUCUGCAUUACCACAUCCCUGCUCCUGCUGACUUCUCAGCUUUCAGCAUCACUGCCAAGGCAGAUGGGCUGUGCAACAGCUCAAGGAAGCCCUUGACAGUGUCUGUGGGAGUGAGGUACAAUGGGAAGCGGGAUGAAACUAACAUGGUGAUUAUAAAGGUGAAGCUCCUGUCUGGAUAUUCGCUGGACAAGCCUUCCCGUCAAGCUAUGCUAAGCCAGCCCAAUGUAAAGCGGGUAGAAGAGGAUGAUGGGCAUGUUAUCCUCUACGUGGAUGAGCUGAAGAAAAUGAAGUCCAACUUGUACACUCUGACCAUAAUGGAAGAUGUACCUGUACGGAAUCGAAAGCCAGCUGUGGUGAAGGUGUACGACUACUACCAGACAAGUGAUGAAGCUGUGAGUGAGUACAGCUCCCCUUGUGCAGACAGCCACGGCUUAAAUGAGCUGUAGGGUGGAUGGUACCGUGUUAUUGGAGAGCUGGGCCAGCCCCCUGGGAUGGUGCCGUGUGAUUGGAGAGCUGGGCCAGCCCCCUAACCAUGAUGCCUGACCAAGCAAGGAAGCUGAUCAACUGUGCAGGAGUUCUGAUGUUUCCAGCACUUUCUCUGGGUCUCCCCUCAGUGUUUAUGCUAAUAUAGAUACUAACACACCAGAGAUUUAUUUUAUUGAUUUUAAUGCUACUACAUUCUCAAUUAACAAAAAUACAUCUUUUGAAUGGUCCUUGAGGCUUCGUACUUAAACACAGUUAAGUAAAUGAUAUCAUUUUAGCAGCCAAUAUUUCACCCUGAUAGAUGUAGGUGUUUCAGGGAAACCAUUUAACAUUCUGGCAUUUGAUAUUAUUCAUAUUAAUUCAGCAGAUUAACCAGCGUUCACCUUAUGUUUUCACUGUAGACAGAGGCAUAUGAAUUGGUAAUUCAGUGUAAUAAAGUAAUAAAGCAAACCGUGUUCACAGGCUACUGGAGAGGAGUUCAGAUGAUGCAACAUUUAAAACUGUACCCAGUCAGUGUUGGUACUAAAUUCAAAUUUAAAAGUUACGACAGUUUUAUAUUGCAUACAUGUAUAAUGUUUUCCUAAGCAUGAGAGCUUCAGACGGCCCCAGCCGAACUUCUCCUGCAAUGCAUGUAGCUUCACAUUCAAACAUCCAGUUCAGCUUAACAAGGGCCGCACAAACAUGCUCAAAGUCAACAAACCGUGAUUACAAAAGAACUUCAUAUACAUGUAAAAAUACUACUAUCCCAGCAGACUUUAUGCAAGCUUUAGUCAAAUACUUGGAGCAAUCAUUAUGGUAUGAAAGGUACAAAUGAUCAUAUACAAGCAUGAAUUGCAUAGCUACAGCACUGCCAAGUACCAUUCUCAUACACCUGGUAUACAAAGUCCUAUAGAUUGCCAGAAAUGCAAUGCUGCUUCAGCAUCAAGAAAAGGGUCAAAGUUCAACUUCAGGCCCAAGGGCUGCAUUACAUCUUCUGUAACUGCUUGCAUACUUAAACCUGCUCACUGGUAACAUUCUCAGACAGCAAAAUCCCAUUUAUUGGUUAGAACUUGUACCAUUCUUUAAGGCAACGGAGAUGAUCCCUGAGUUCAUAUCAAGGCUUUGGUGGAUUGUGUUGUUUUUCGUUAAGGAAUGUUUUGUUGUUGCGUUUUUGUGUUGGGUGAGAGUUAAGGCACUGUUUUUUUACAUUUCAUUUGACUUCAGAACUCACUUUUUUCACCCAGGCAAAAUUUGUCAAGAAUGCUUUUUUUUUUUUUAAAUUACAGAAGUGUUACAAACAAAAGUAAAAAUAAGGUUUUUCCUAAAAUGGGGUUUUAGACCCUCGGAAAAGCAGGUCUCCUGCAGAUGCCAUGCUGAGUCUGUCACCUGCUGCAGCCUCAAAGAGUGAGGUGCUCUCAGGUCAUGAACUGUGUGUACCCUUCUGCACCCGUUACUAUGACGUCCAUCCAGAUGCGCAUGGCCUCCGAGGAUGGAGCCACCAUGUAGUAGAGCCGGUCAUGCGUCUUCACACAAAAGGUCAGUGCAGGAUUCGGGCUCUGAAAGCAAACCAGAAGGAGGCUUAGCUGAUGUUUACUGAUGAAGCUCACCAAUGCCGACACGACACCGAUGCCGACACGACACCGAUGCCGACAGGACACCGAUGCCGACAGGACACCGAUGCCGAGAGGACACCGAUGCCGAGAGGACACCGAUGCCGACACGACACCGAUGCCGAGAGGACACCGAUGCCGAGAGGACACCGAUGUCGGCACGACACCGAUGCCGAGAGGACACCGAUGCCGAGAGGACACCGAUGCCGGCACGACACCGAUGCCGAGAGGACACCGAUGCCGAGAGGACACCGAUGCCGACAGGACACCGAUGCCGAGAGGACACUGAUGCCGGCACGACACCGAUGCCGACACGACACCAAUGCCGACACGACACCGAUGCUGAGAGGACAACAAUGCCAACAGAACAACGAUACCAACACGGCACCGAUGCCGACACGACACCGAUGCAUCACCAGCACAUGCUGCUGCGGUACCAUGUCCAAGGUUGUCAAUAAACGCCAUUCUACUAUGAACAUUAAAUUAAACCUCUGCAUUUAAAAGAUA
Molecule: messenger RNA, 6651 nt
Organism: Paramormyrops kingsleyae
Lineage: Eukaryota; Metazoa; Chordata; Actinopteri; Osteoglossiformes; Mormyridae
Gene: a2m1
Product: alpha-2-macroglobulin
Cellular component (GO): extracellular region
Molecular function (GO): endopeptidase inhibitor activity
Source: RefSeq, a predicted model, not a curated record